AUGGCUUCCACUAAUCUAUCAUCCAUCCUCAGGGACCAUCUCUAUUCCACAGAUGACAAAUUGAAAAGAGGGAGACCUCCUCAUUUGCUUAAGAGUACUGACGAAGAUAGAAUCAUUGAUGGGGAGCCAGCGCCGGAAAUAGCUCCAGUGAUUGAUCCUGCGUCGAUAUCAAGAUGCUGCAUAGAGAGAGGCCUAUUACCAGCAAUCCCUUUAUUCUUCCAAUAUCCAUGUGGCAUCAACAAAGGUUGGUCCGAGUGGGUUGACCGUGAACUAAGGGACCCUUCCACUUGUGACAUUCUGAGCCGGGCAGGGGUGCUGGAUGCUAUUUUUAUUUCUAAAGCUUGUGACAUUCAUAUUGAAGCCAAGAUGCUCCGGCAUGUGGUUAGGCGAUGGAGUACCGAGACACACACCUUCAUCUGCUCCUGGGGAGAGUUUGCUCCCACGCUUGAGGAUGUAGCCAACAUUUUCCGGCUCUCACUUUACGGCAGUCAAGACCCCUUCCACAUUGCGUUGACCCCGGAAGAUAAGUUAAAGCUUGAGACUUUAAGGAAGGGUGCUCCGACUUCUCCUAGCACUUCCCUGCGGUUUAGCAACUGGGUACAAUUCUUCGGAGAUGUUAAUAGGAAUGAGUCGUGUCGCCUUGCAGCGUUUAUAUCAUUAUGGCUUGGAAGAUUCAUUUUCUGUGAUUUUUCUCAAGACUGUUUGCACGAGGGGGUUCAGAUGCUUGAGAAAGGGGCGGCCGGAACCAUGGCUGUGGAGACUUUCCUGAAUUCUAGUUUCCUGCAAGUCUUUUAUGGGAGUGCCUUCAAGGGAUAA
Messenger RNA from Prunus armeniaca (apricot), 816 nucleotides. Lineage: Eukaryota; Viridiplantae; Streptophyta; Magnoliopsida; Rosales; Rosaceae. The record is from the annotation of a GenBank genome assembly.